AUGGACGUCAAAUUUGACAAAGGCACGGAAACCGGUGUGAUGGCCACUAUGCAUGCAUACUUGAGGAGAAAUCACAGCGACAUUGAUGAUCCACUUGAUACCAUUCUUUAUGGUCCAUCGACAUCAAAUCAGGUAACAAGGUUUGAGUAAGUUUAUAUUUUCUAUUUUGACUCCCAGAGAACCAUUAUCUCAAGGGCAUCAAGCAAUGUCAAAACUUCUAGUGAAAUAAUAUCCACAUAUAAACCCUCUUCACCAUACCCCAGGGCUUUACUUUGACAUAAGAUUAUGCCCAUAAAUCGACUUCCUCUAGUUCCGUUAAUGUCGAGAGAAUCUGGCCGUAUUUGCACUAAAAUACUCCUUAAUCAUUUAGGAGGACAGUAAAGUAGCCUAAGCAAGGUAAAAUGACCCUAAGGCCUUCUGACAUGGAAAGUUUAGCGCUAACAAAAAUCCUUCCUACCUUCUCAAAAAAAGAUGCUGAAGUAAAGAAGAGGUCAACAUAGGCCUCAGCCAUCCUAUUUCUAACAAUAAGAGAAAUGCAACAUCCUUAUUUGAACCUCACAAAAAAGUGUCUCCCAAGAGGCAAUAUUAGACAAAAGUUCACAAGAAAUCCUUUUCACUUUUCUAGAUAGGAAGAUGGAGGAAGGAGUUGCACGAGAGACUAGAAAAAUUUUUCAAGGAACAAAUAGCACUACUCAAGGAUCACGGCCACUAUGAUCCCUUUAAUGAAAGUGACAGGUGAGGUCAGCAAUCUAGUUUUAUAUAUAGUUGUCACCACUUAACACAGCUUAUAGGGGCACUAGAAAAAGUUGGCAGAAUUCAAGAGAAUAUGCACUUAUCACUCUCUUGCCUUAAAAUAGAUUCUACCUGUUUGAUAGUUACAAUGUCAUUGUUAAGCCUGAAUCAAUGAAUUCAAAGCAAUCAUUAGUAACGUUAUUGAUCUUUCGACCUAGGAUGCUGCUUGCAUUUAUCCUGAUUCCCUUGCUGCAGAAGCAGUUGAAUAUUUUCAUGCAUACUAUAUGGAAUACUCACCGAACCAGGGCCCAAAAGGACACGGUUCUACCAGAUGGUAUUCCUAACCACAUAUAUUCUUUUCCAGAGGAGUAUGACAUGGAGGAAUGUGGUAUGUAGCUUGUCAAUUAAAUGCUAGCCUUCCACACCCUUCUAUCUUCCCCUUUCCCACCUUGAUGACCUUAAUUUGUAAUUGUAGUUCUCUCAGCUGGCCAUGAUCAGACUUGAAUUGUUUUUUUGUUUCACAGGACUGCCUCUUACUGAAGCCGAGUUGCAUGAGGCCGCCGUUCAGUCUGGUGUUUUAGAUACUGAUGAUGACUUCCUUGAUGAAGUUUUCAAAAAGGAAUGUGAACGUAUCAUACCACACCCAGAGGAAUUAGAGCCUAAGGACUGUAGCAAGGCCUUCAUUCACCUUAAGAGAAACUUUGUAACACCUUCUGCUUAA
This is a messenger RNA of Porites lobata, 1453 nucleotides long. The record is from the annotation of a GenBank genome assembly. NCBI's taxonomy places the organism in Eukaryota, Metazoa, Cnidaria, Anthozoa, Scleractinia, Poritidae.